UCAGACUUGUUGAACAGACAAGAGAAAGAGGGAAGUGAUCAGUCAGAAGGUACUGAAGAUUCCUUGUGUUUAAAAACGCUUCAAGAAACAGACAUGGCUGCGGAAAAGACCGAAACGUGCUACCAAGACUGCUGCGUCGAUAGCUUUAUGUUUUAUUUGGAGCACUCCGGAGAGCACCAAGCCAUCCUGCAGUGCGUCAACAGCGUCCUACCUGAAGAGUUCAAGAGAAUUGCAGCAGGUAAAAGCAGCCUGGAUGUGCUGGGUUUGGGAAGUGGUGGAGGUCAGGUAGAUGUCCAAAUAUUGACAUUGCUCCAGUCCAUAUUGCCUGGUAUUCAAAUUACUUCAGAUGUAGUGGAGGGCAGUAUUAAGCUCACUGACAACUUUAAAGCGCUGGUAGCUAAGACUGCCAACCUUAAGAAUGUCCAGUUCCACUGGCACAUCAUGUCAAGUGAGGACUAUGAGAAGCAAGUCAAAGCAGUGGAGCACGUGAAGAAGUUUGACUUAAUCCACAUGAUUCAGAUGAUCUAUUAUGUGGGUGACUUGGCAGCAACAAUUCAGUUCUACCAUGGGCUUUUGAAAAAGAAUGGACGACUCAUGAUCAUUGUUGAAACAGCUAACGGAGGCUGGGACACUCUGUGGAAGACCCAUAAGAAUGAUCUAUGCACUCACACAAUCACUGAGUACCGCUCAUCUGGAGAGGUGAAGGCCUGUCUUGACAAACUGGGCCUAAAAUACGAUGAGCACCCAGUUCCUAACACCUUUGACAUCUCGGAGUGCUUCAACCCAAAGAGUAAACUUGGCUGUGAUCUGCUCAACUUCAUGACAGCCAAAGACGACUUCCAUGCGUCCUUCACCCCAGAAAUCAGGGAGGCCAUCUUGAACGUGCUAAAGAACAAAUGCAGCACUCAGAAAGAUGGGAAGAUAAUGUUCAACAGCAACCUAAGCUGCAUACUCAUCCAUGCAUAAGUCUACUGCGAAGAUACAGAAAGGAAGCUUUAUUGCAUACUAUUAACUUUUAGUUUUCUUACAAAUAGCACUAUCUAAUACAGUUAAGUACUAUUUUUAUGUAAUCAGCUAAUGCACUCAAAGAAGCAUAUGAUUUAGCUAGGCUUGUUAUGAUAUGUUGAUAUCAUUGUUCAGAGUAGCUGCACGCUUACCACACGUUUGUGACUGACUUCCACUCAAAUAGCCAACAGAUGUUGUGUUUUGUUUUUAUGGUUAUGAAAUUGAAUAAAAUUAGACUGCAUUUAAAGG
This is a messenger RNA of Periophthalmus magnuspinnatus, 1254 nucleotides long. Its product is annotated as histamine N-methyltransferase-like. Gene Ontology annotation, molecular function: N-methyltransferase activity. Bases 94 to 966 code for a protein of 290 amino acids. The transcript is spliced from 6 exons. The record is from RefSeq and is a predicted model, not a curated record. NCBI's taxonomy places the organism in Eukaryota, Metazoa, Chordata, Actinopteri, Gobiiformes, Gobiidae.